Messenger RNA from Nematostella vectensis (starlet sea anemone), 3156 nucleotides. RefSeq lists its product as uncharacterized. The transcript has 3 exons. Bases 136 to 2703 code for a protein of 855 amino acids. Lineage: Eukaryota; Metazoa; Cnidaria; Anthozoa; Actiniaria; Edwardsiidae. The record is from RefSeq and is a predicted model, not a curated record. Gene Ontology annotation, molecular function: Hsp90 protein binding.
ACAAAGCCUAAGUUUCUGGUAAGGAUAUCCAUAAUCGGUAUUGGGCCACUUAAAUGGAUUUCUUUCAGGUCGACUAGCCAAAUUUUGAAUCAGAUGUUCUUGUUAGCACCGAACAAGAAAUAAGGUUUUGGAAUAAUGCAUCAAUUGAAGCAAAGAGCGACUGAAAUACCGCAGUAUCUUAAAGGUGUUGUGAGUGAACAUGGAAUUGAAAGGUUCUUUUUCACUUCUGAAGUCCUCGGUGAGAAGUUGAGCGUUGUCGUUGAGAGAUUCGCCCAAGAGGAGGUCGCAAAUCAAAUCCAGAACCAAAAGGUGCCGAAUCUCGUCUCCUGUCGAAUGGAAAGUUUUCCACACUUUUAUAUUUUCCCUAAUAGCUAUACUCACUGCUCUGUCACCGCAGCUGACCUCGAGGCGAUGCAAGAAAUAUUCAAAUCAGAGUUUAAUAAGACAAUUAAGUGGCCUCCAGGGGUGUUGGUUGGACAUUGUCCGGUUUGUGGACAUAGUGAUGUGUUCACCGGACGAUUUAGUAUUGAAGCAAUGGCCAAGUCAUACUUCAAUCACCAACUUAAAGAUGGUGGUGAGAGACACUAUUCUUUGGAGGUAGUGACUCAUUUUAUGCCAAGAGUUUUUCAUGAGAAAUGUUAUCAGCAGCUGUCAAAGCUAGCCGAAGGGUAUAAUGUACAAUUUCCAGCAGCCCCAGAGCCUAAGUAUCACAUCACUCAUACAGGUUAUGAAUUCCCAAUACUCACGGAACAGUGGCUUAAAGUACAAAAGCUUGUAAGGGCAUUAGAUGGACAAAUCCGAAUUAAUCUGAACCCAAGAGUUUUCACAGAGACUGAAAUACAAGUAUUUGGUAGAAAUAGUCACACUGAGAUUUUCCUCCACAAUAUUACACACGAAGAGAUGAAAUACUAUGCUCUCUGCUCUGGACUGGUGCUUACUUACACAGAAGAAGAGUUUGAAAAUGACAAUGUAUACCCAACAGACGAGAGAUAUUAUAGAAGUGAAGGAAACAAGAAAAUGAUUUCCAAGGAAUAUAGAACAGCAAUUGAUUUGUACAACAAAUCAAUACUUGCAUCUCCGAUAAACUACUUUUCCUGGUGUCAGAGAGCUACAGCUUUCAUUAGCUUAAAUAAGUAUGAAGAAAGCUUAUUGGAUUUUGAGGAAUGCAUUAAGUUGAACCCCAAAUGGGUGAAGGGGUACCUCUUCAGAGGAUUAUCCCAGCUGCAUUUACGACAGUAUAAAGAUGCACUUGUGACCCUUAACUACGCAGGAAGUAUGUGCCCUGAUGAUAAAGAUGUUGCACAGAAGUUACUUGCCGCUGUUAAUCUGGCAUAUGAAGGAGAUGGAAUUGACUACUAUGUUAACAUUAUCGAGGAUAAGCAGUAUCAAGACAUGCAUUUCUUCUUGAGCCAAGUGUGCUUGUAUAUAUGUAACCUUUGUAAGGUUGAUAUCGGAGAGCUCGGAAAAAACGGGCUCAGAAUAACUAAACUGGUUCCUCAUCACCUUACACUUGAUAAGGAGAGUGCAGCAAAACUAGCUAUCAGAUUGAACACACUUGACGUUAAAGAGCUUAAGCAAUAUGCAGAAGUUUUUCAAAGCAUCGCCGGCCAGGACCUGUGCGACCAUAUAAAAUCCGUGCGCGAAAAGGAAGCAAGGGAAGAACUCUUUGAAAUAAAGCAAACACAAGAAUUGCAUAAACGCCUUGUUGCGCUACAGACACGGGAAGGUGAGAUUAUUCGGGAGUUGAAGAUGAACAAAGAUAAAACCGAAAACACUAAGCAGACGGCGAAAGGUAUCCGGAACAAGAAGAUAUUGUUCAACUUGAAAAAAGCCCUAGCUGAUGAGAGGAAGUACUUAGAUCAAGAACUCGAUGUCAUUCGAGAAUCGAAAACCAAGAUAGAGGAAGCAUUAGAGAGGAGAAGACCUAACCCUUGCUCUACAGGCGUCUUCCCCCUUGUCGACAGGCAAGAAAAGAUUCCCUGCUCCAAGAGCUACUCACCAGAGCAGCUGAGGUCCCUCCCGUGGAGGCUCAUUGAGAAAGCGCAAAAGAAGGGUAUGCUCAGUGAGACAAGACUUCGGCCAUCUAAACAAGAACUCAUGACAGCGAUCGAGCCUUUCAGUGACGAGGUCGAGUGUGGGGCGCAUUUACCCAUAGGAGUAGUCCUCGACGCCUUCAUGCUUGGGUCUUACUCUAGCGUGUGGGAAAGGGCAACCUGGGCGGCAGGGCAUCGAAUGGUAGAACAAGGUGCCAAUAGCAGCGAUACCUUAACAGCUACGGAUAAGAUCUCGAAAAGUAGCUGUUAUUCCCCAGAGGAGUUCCCGAGUCCAGACGAUUUUGAAAACAUCGAUGCUUUUGCGGAAUUUUGUAUGAAUAUGGGAAGUAAAUGUGGGGCAGGGAUAGGGAGCGUUGAAGACGAUAAGGUGUUUCUUGACGCAUUUUCGAGUGUUGAGGACUUGACGACCAUACACGAGUUGUCCACCAGUAUAGGGGAUUUGUUACACUUUGACGAGAGGCUGCGAGGAAUAAAAAGAAAUCGCGACCAUGCGCAAAAUCGUGGCGAUCACUUGCGAGAAAGUCCCGACAAGACGCUAGAAAAUUGCGAUCACAUUCAAGAAAGUUGCGACCAGACGCGAGAAAGUCGCGAACACGCGCGAAAAAAUUGCGACCAGGUAGUGGAACAGCAGCAGCAGCAGAGGAUGUAAAUAAUCAUAUAUAUAUCUUGGUUUGUAGGAAAAAAAACACGCGAACUACCGCCAUUUGCGAUCUUCUUUUUGACAAUUUAUUAUAAAUCUCCUGAUGAGUGGGCAACCACGAAACGGGCUUGUAGAGAUGAAACGGUAGGUUCAUAGUUCGCGUGUUUUUUUCCCUACAAACCAAGAUAUAUCCCGCUCUACACCUGUGUAUUGAGCACUGUUCUAUGAACGCCUGCACUCACGCAUUAGUCAUAAAUAUAGAUAUUUUUGUAUCGCAACCAAUUUCUAAAUAAAAGACACUAUGUAUGUUAAAAGAGAAUUUUACGGAUCUAGACAAUGUACCAAAUCAUGGGGCUGAGAAAAAUUCGAUGUCUCGGCAUGUGCUAUCUUUGUGGCUUUCUUGCUUAAGGUAUUGUAGCACAUGGAAAAAUAUAUCCUUUUUUUAAAUACAAGUCACAGAAA